AUGACAGGCAUGGCAGGUUUCAUUGUUUAUGAUGCAGUCACAGGGACUUCAGGGACACUCUGUAAAGUUGGUUUAUCUCCGAAGGUGGAUUAUUUGGCUGAGCUCUCAAAGAAACCGACGAUUGAAAUUAAGACCUAUUGUGAUUCUCAGGAAGGUUUUGAAUUGGCCCAGUCGAUCCUAAGUAGCAACAUCCCUCCUACCACUGAAGCGGAUCUCGCCACUGCAUAUAUUGCCAAGGUGAUUGGAACCAUUUCGGGUAUUCUUGACGUUAUUUUGAUGAACUUGAGAACUUGUACAGUGGUCCGUAACAAUUUUAGCCAUUUGCUGAAACGACUUCCAUUUAUGAGUGUAAAACUCGC
Molecule: messenger RNA, 359 nt
Organism: Acanthocheilonema viteae
Lineage: Eukaryota; Metazoa; Nematoda; Chromadorea; Rhabditida; Onchocercidae
Source: the annotation of a GenBank genome assembly